GUCAACAUUGAUUGGAUUGCAUUUUGGCAGACCAUCAAAAAUCCUUGGCUUUUCUUCAAUGAGGUACUAGGUAACCUCCUCUGCUCCGUACAUAGAGAGAGAAGAGAGAAUCUUAACGGCCAUUUCUCUUUUUACAAUUCAAUCCCCUCACCUCUCUUGCUCUCUUCCGUCCAACCAAGUCGAUCAAUCCAUAUCUGUCGCUCUUUUCACCCACUCACUCGCUCGCAUUCUAUACCUCCUCCCACACCACGCUCAUUUUAAUUUACCCUCGCGAUACCAGUACUUUACAUUCACGCCUCAGGAAACGUUGGAAACGUUAGAAAAUUGAAACACGAAAGGUUCAUUCCUCUGCAAUUGAAUUUGAAGGGAAGAGGCAAAGUUGGGUCGGACAAAUUGGAUUCGGUAAUAACAUUACAUUCGAUACCUACCUACGAUAUUUCUUCUGCAUAGUAUUCACUUGCAUACAUUCAUUGGCAUAUUCUUUUCCAGAGUUUACUAUUCCAGCUACCUAGCAAUUUGCAUAUUUGUGAUCAUCAACAUCCAAAUUUGUCUUUUUCAAAGCAUCGACUCUACAUACGUUCUUUUUGAUUUUGUCCCUCAAGUACCAUUACGAAACCCCGUACUAUACAAUUUGUGCAGGUCACCUAUCCGAUUGAUGAACAGCAUAUAUUGACCGAGACAAACAUCGAAUCAGAUCUCCUAUGCAGCUCAAUCUAUGCACCGAGAAACGAGCUCCAUUCCUCAGGGAUCCCGAAAUACCCAAAUACGUUCAUUACAACUUUUGAAGCACAACCUCUGAUAAUAUUUCUCCAUCUUUGUGUGGUUUUAUUGUCUUGAUAAGAUAUCACUAUUGGUAAUAGAAAAGCUGCAAAACAAAAAUAUCUUCGCUAUUGCUCACAAUUUUCGUCUGAUCAGACCCCGACCCGUUACACUUCUCCCGUGCGUAGUUCACCGAGAAUUCCUUUGCCCCAAACACUCCUUAAACUCUCAAGGCUAAUGCUUGUAUGUCAAACAGCUUAUUUUCAAUUUCCCCAACUUUCUACCAGUCGUUCACGCUUUGGUCCUUUAUCUCGAGUUGUCUCUUUUGCCAUCCCGCAUCUCGAUAUCAACGACAAUUCGCUCAAUAAUUGAAGCCGAGGAAUUGAAGCUGUCUCGCUAGUUCUUACUUGAGCUUGCAACUUUGUGAAUCAUAUUAGAAUUGGACUUAUAUUUCGAGGAUUGGAGGGUAGUGAAGUCAUAGCGCGAGAUACUGGGCAUCAUGUUUAGAAGUCGCAAGAAGAAGGAUGCCAAGGAGGCAACAGAGGGAGCAAGUCGAGCAUCUAGCGAUAUCGAGCACACUCCAAAUGUUAAAUCAUCGAAAACUUUUAGACUUGGAAAGAAGAAGGAAGAACCCGAACCCAAAGUGGAAUUGGACCUUGAGAAUGCUUUGCCGCCGUUGGAUGACUUUCGAACAAGUCUGUUAAUGAAUGGAUUAUCAGCUCGGUUUUCCAUGUUACGAGAACAAGAUGAUCCAACUUCAAAGAUUGGUAAAGCUAGUGAUGAUAGCGUAUUAUUCCCCAACCGAGCUUCGAAAUUGAUUGACUUUGGAUUCCAAGGACAUGGUCUUUCUGACAUCGCAGAGGUAUCGUCGAUACAUGGAUCGGUUCGACCACCGUUUACCUUUUCCAAGGUUGAUGCAUACGCAGAUGGCUAUGGAACGGAUGAUGAAUCUGUACACACCGGGAGUAUUAUGAGUCGACCAAAACCAAGCGAGGGCAAUGUUCUUUUCGGUGGCCGUCAAAAGAUUUAUAAAAUCCCCGCGGGAUCCAAGAGUUCGGGUGAUGGUGGUCUAGGAGGUCGUGUAUUGUAUGACAAUGAUGUUAGCCCAUCGGCUUUUCAGAAGUUACGGCAGAAGGAAAAGGAACAACAAUGGGAUGAGCGAAACGACGAUGAGGACAACAAUGCAGAUAUAUCGACAGCAGAACACUCGAGAGCUGGUUCCCCGCCACUGACUGGAUACAAUCGUAAUCGGGAAACAUCAUCUACCACUUCCUCUGGGCCGGUGAACACGAGAAUUUCUACAGCCGCAACUUCUUUCACUUCACAACGUACUCCAUCACUGAGUGGAUCUCAUACACCAGUUUCAGCGGGAGGCUCUGGAACGAAUUCCAGCAUGGAAAGAUCUACACCUAAAAUGCGCCGACUCUAUGAAACUGGUUUGGAUCAACAUGUACACGAUCAACAACACUCAUCUAUGAACAGAAUCGAUAGCCUGACCCGACAAUGUGGCAUGGGCGCCCAGACACCUCCACUUACAAUGAAUUCGCCUACAUCAGCUACCUCCGUUAAUGCAGCUGACAAAUGGGACCGCAAGCCGGUGCUUGCUAAAGGCAGUAUGCCCAAUUUGCGUGCCGCAAGUCCACCACCAAGUCAUAAUCUUCCCGCACCCAUCAGCGGAUUUGACUUUGGUCCAUCAGCGAAAUCAGCUCACCUGGAGGUGGAGCCUAAAUCACAAUAUGGAUUCUCAGACCCUCCUCUGAGCCCUCCAGCCAGCGAAAACGAUGAAGCAGCACCAAUAUCACAAGUCAAUGACAGGGUCAAGGCUAUGAUGACUGGUGCGCAAAGCAAGCCUGUCCAACCGCAUGACGAGGACAGAUCCCACCAGAACCAAUUCCAAAUGAACAACGGUAGAGAGACACCGCCCCCGAGAAAGCAUUCCCCGCCAGGACCUUUCGUCCCACGACAACAGCCUGGACCACGACUUCGUACCGAUUCUGGUGCACAGAACUAUGCUCAUCAGAGACAUUUCCCUCCAAAAGAUCGAGCUCCCGAGCUACAAUCCCCGAAACAACAACGGAUUAUAAUUCCUGGAAGGGACUCUGUUUCAGUACCGUUCAUGGGCUCUCCAAGUCGUUCAAUGGCAUCUCCUAGCAAAUCCGAGUUUCCUUCCAAGGGACCUGUCAGUCGACCAUGGGGACUUCCUCAACCCCGCAGCUUUCCAAACCUGAAAUAUCGUAAUCACAAUGAUCCGUUAAUGACACCACGACCUGAUGAAUCUCAGCAUCCAGCAAAUCAGCCAAUUGCCCUCGCGACUCUAGGUCCACAACAGCCACUACCGGCGCCUCCAACCAGCUCUCCAAAGAUUCUGGAGAUCAAAACCACACCACCAGAUGAUGGUGAAAGAGAGCCUGAACCUCCAGCCGACUCCCCAACACUUCCAGGCCUAAGUGGAAUGGUCCGUUCACAUUUGCGAUCUGACAGUGACAGCUCAUCCAUAUAUGGCAUCACUGCAUCUGGAUUCAAUCAACAGAUAUCUUACGAUCCGAUCGAAGAAACUUCUCAGGAUUAUAGUGAGAGACGAAACCCUUGGGAAAUUAAUGAUUGGGAUGAAACCCCAAUAAGUCCACUGGCUAAAGCAAAUGCUGCCUGCCUCGAACCCUUUGCCAUGCAGCCGAUGGAUUCGGACACUGAGGCCGAGACUAUACCAAAGGCCGCAUGGGAGGAGGAGAUGGAAUCACGUCACAAUAGAGAUGGAAGUUCGGCUACUCAACAGGAGCGACAAGAGUUCAAAGAGGAGCUUGCUCAACGUCGAAAGCAGGUCCAGGAAAACCUCAAGAGCCUAGUGAUGGAAGCUGAACGUCAACCGGAACGCCAGGUUGCCUCACCUACUCCUGGCUCGGCUGUUCUACUGAAGACCAAGGCCAGCCUUAGCGCGUUGGCAAUGAAGCAAAAGGAAGCUGCAGGCCAAUCCAAAGCCAUGAAAAUGUUCGGAAUUGGCAGCAGUCCAGUCAUACAGAAUGGACCUCCUCAACCAGGUAAGAAAAGGACCGAUGACAGCUCAUGGAAGGAGGAAGAAGAGGAAAUGUUACGAAAUGUCGCUACUUCUUCAACGCCACCCCAACUGAAGGUCUCCCGUCAAGCUCGAAGAGAUGCACAACGUGAUCGGGAGCAUCAAAUGACUAUGAGGCACCAACAGAAAGGUGAUGAGGCUUUCAACGAAAUUAACUGGUCGAGCCCCAGGCCCAAUGAGCCUCGACAAGCGCAUCCAUAUGAAACAAGAAACAUGCAGGGAAUAAAUGAUGCAUCUGCUAAUUUCACACCGCGUCCAAGAGCUCAAAGUAGAGAGAGGAAGCCCCCACCGGUGACACAUUCUCAACGGAAUGCAAACAGAGAAAGUAAGGGCAGUAUAAGCACGAGUUUUUCAGGGUCACGACCUGCAUCCCGUACUUCUCGAGAUCGUUCAGGUUCUGAUGCUUCUGGUCGAUCUAAGAGUCGCAAUGGCCGAUACAGAGAUGAUCUAGCUAAAGCGAUGGCCGAGGGAACGGGUAGUUCUAGUCAAGGUAUUGUUGAAGAUCUUCAAAAUGCCCGCCUCAUGCUCAAACCUACCGUAUCAAGUAUAUCCCCUGGUACAUCUCCUGGUUUGCCACCUGGGAUAUCUGGCCGCCCAUCCCCUAUUCCAUCCCCAGCAAUGGGGUCAAGACCCAGAAAUAACAGCAAAGCACAACCUUCGAGUUAUUUUGAACCUCAGAAUAUGCACGCUCUGCAAACCGGUGAUGCAUUGGAAAUUGGUAUUUCACCUAGACCAUCACCCGUCACCCCUUUCUCAGUCAACUCUACACCUUCUCUGCCUGAUCAGUCACCCAUUGGGCCACGAUCGACCACUCCAACAGCAUCACAUGCAAAUGGCUACAUGACCGCCCGUAAGAAGUCUGUAACAAAAUCCGAGAUCUCGGAACCCACUUUCAUAUCAUCUACUUCCCGCGUCUCAACAAUUAAUCUUCCAUCUGGUUCGAGCCUUCAAAACGGUAUUGCUCCACCUAUUCCUGCAGUUAAUCCAAGAAGAAGACAAACGAGAGCUAUGUUUGGUGCGAUGAUGGGAAAAAAAGACUCCAGUGAAUAUCUUGAGAGAGAUGAGAUUCCAUUGUCUACGACGAGUAGUGAAGAGAUGAGCACCUUCUCAGACGAAGAAGAAACUCCCCGAGAGAAGCACAGACAGAGAUUAAGGAAGAGCCUGAGUGAGGGAGGCAAUCUGAAUGCUGAGGCGAGGGAAAAGGCAUACAACGCGCCAAGUCCAGCCAUGCCAGAUUUCCUCUCUGGAGCUGGAGGUGUAAUGGGACCAGGACCAGUACCAGCUCAGGAUGGAAGCAUGUUCUGAUCACAAUGGUAAUGCACCACAUUAAUUUCUAUUUGUUUUAUCUUAAUGUUUUACACGAGCCAUUUUCUUCAUACAUCUGCCUCGCGGCGAAAAUUAGGGGAGCAGCAUCUUGGAGUUUUUAAAAUGGCGAAGAGAGAAUACGACAGACAUGUCUCCCUGUUUCAUACCAGAAAUUGGAAAAUACCAUAUUAGCGGGCGAGGAAGGAUGAUGGAUGGAAGGAGGAAGUACAUAGCAUAUUGGGAUAUCUUAAUGGCGCAGCGGGACUGAGUUAUUGGAGAGGAUUGAUGGAUGUUUAGUGGGCUGGGAAGGAUGGAUUGGGUGGUCUGUAGUCGAACUUUACUGAAAGAGCUCAUGCAGUGGGCAUUUGAGCCUCACCGGAUUCCA
Molecule: messenger RNA, 5519 nt
Organism: Sclerotinia trifoliorum
Lineage: Eukaryota; Fungi; Ascomycota; Leotiomycetes; Helotiales; Sclerotiniaceae
Source: the annotation of a GenBank genome assembly